Dermacentor andersoni is the source of this 1808-nucleotide messenger RNA. It is a transcript of the gene Sar1, whose product is annotated as Secretion-associated Ras-related 1. Gene Ontology annotation, biological process: intracellular protein transport. Gene Ontology annotation, molecular function: GTP binding; GTPase activity. Lineage: Eukaryota; Metazoa; Arthropoda; Arachnida; Ixodida; Ixodidae. The record is from RefSeq and is a predicted model, not a curated record.
UUGGUACCCUUUAUCGUUGCCGUCAUCCCUCCUAAAGCCAGUGCGGAAAAAUCUGGCGGUGAAAAGUCCCCAUCUGAUACCGAAGAGCCCAGACUCGUAUUUAUUGCCAGCUCCUCUGCAGAAUACAAAAAGCUCACCGCCCAAAAAUGUUCCUCCUCGAAUGGCUUGGCGGUGUUCUAGGCUACUUGGGCCUGUGGAAGAAGAGUGGCAAGCUGCUCUUCCUCGGCCUGGACAAUGCGGGCAAGACAACAUUGCUGCACAUGCUCAAAGAUGACCGGAUGGCCCAGCAUGUGCCCACGCUGCACCCAACCUCUGAAGAGCUGUCCAUAGGCAACAUGCGUUUCACCACUUUUGACUUGGGUGGCCAUCACCAAGCUCGAAGAGUGUGGAAAGACUACUUCCCUGCUGUGGAUGCCAUAGUUUUCCUCAUCGAUGCCCAUGACAGGGAGCGUUUCCCAGAGUCCAAAGCGGAGCUGGACAGCCUGCUGACUGACGAGCAGUUGGCAAACUGCCCAGUGUUGAUUUUGGGCAACAAGAUUGACAAGCCAGGAGCAGCUAGCGAGGAUGAGCUUCGCACCUACUUCUGUCUUUACUCUCAGACAACUGGAAAGGGCAAAGUCCCGAGGUCAGAAAUGACGGCGCGCCCCCUGGAGAUGUUUAUGUGCAGUGUCCUCAAGAGGCAGGGCUAUGGCGAAGGGUUCCGCUGGCUGGCCCAGUACAUCUAGGCAUCGCAAGCCCAAAUGGCGAAUGAACGAGAGAAAAAAAAAGCAAUUGUGUUGGGGGCACCUUGUGACUGGAAGAGAGUGUGGUGGACAACUGCUGUUGGAAGUACACUUCCCCCUCCCUUUCCUCACCUGCGACCUUAGCCUCCUGACACACGUCGACCUCACCAUCCUCCCCCCACCAUAUGACAAGUGGUGGGAUUUCUAGGAAACCUUCUUUUUUUAUAUAUAUGUAUAGGCUUCAUUCCAAACCUUAGCUUCAGUCCAAACAUAAAAACACACUUACAUACGUCCUGUAUAAAGAGCGCUGUACAGAUGUGAAGGAGAGACUUUAGGCAAAGUGAUCUUGCCAAGGUUUUUGUUUUGACUUGGUAUGCUUAAGAAGGGAGAGGUAGGGAAAAUGUGGAUUGUUUUGAGUGUUGGUGCAAGACAAUGUGGGUGACGGGUUCCUGUGGGCAAAACAAAUAGUUGCAGACGCUGACAUGCUACUUUUUUUCUGUGUGGAUAAUUUGUUGAAUAUGCCUCGCAUGUCACAAGAACCUGCCCUUUGAGACUUUGAGUACAUACUGUGUAGGUUUUCAUAUGACUGCAGUGUUGACAGUAACAUUUUAACCACUUUUUUUAUGAACUGGUGUACUGCUUUGGGGAAGCAUCACUGUGAUGCUAUUGCAAUUCUCCAGAGGCAUUUACGAAAGCGGCUUUGCCAUUGGAGCAAAAGCCACCUUGCACAUUGUUCUAAUGUUAUCUUCAGAGGCCUCAUCUAGUUCUUUUUAUUGUUAAGAGUCCUCUCAAGCAUGGUGGCCAAAGGUUUAUACAAUAUGCUUUAGAGAUUCAAAGUUGCUUGUCAGUGUCGCUGCCCCUUUUAGGGCUCAAAGUUCUAGAGGUGAAACAUGCUGAAGCAAUGGUGUUGUCAUGAACAUUUUACAAUAGUUUCUGCUCACCUUUUUUUUUUUUUUUCUAUUGAAGUGCUUUCCUCCCCCUCUUUUUUUUCUUUUUUUAAGGACUGUCUACUGUGUACAUAAUUGCAUUCCCAGAAAUGUGAAAGCUUGACUUGCUAGAUAAAGAAAACCAUUGCCAAUGCCACAA